Molecule: messenger RNA, 1625 nt
Organism: Cercocebus atys (sooty mangabey)
Lineage: Eukaryota; Metazoa; Chordata; Mammalia; Primates; Cercopithecidae
Gene: CNN2
Product: calponin 2
Exons: 6
Coding region: 667-1368 (233 amino acids)
Biological process (GO): actomyosin structure organization
Molecular function (GO): actin binding
Source: RefSeq, a predicted model, not a curated record
UGGCCUCAACGGAUCCUCUCCCUUCGGCCUCAGCUUCCCAAGUAGCUAGAACUCCAGGUGCAAGCUACCGCACCCAGUAAGAAUCCUAUUCUCUUUUGGACUAACAAACUCCUACUCAUCCAUCAAAGCCCCAGCUCCAAAGGCCCCUUCUCCGAGGAACCUGGCCUGGUUCCCUAGUCCACCUCCCAGCUAGUAGAGCUCCCUGGGAAGGGGUUAGACGCCUCUAAGUGGCAGAGAGAGGCCCUCAUUCCUGCCCCAAAGGAAGCCUUCUCCCCUCCCCUGUGUGGCAGAAGAGGAGUCUGAGACGGAGAAAGAGGGAGAGCCGCCCAGGAGCUCUGAGCAGGGAGCCGGCAGGAGCGCCACGUCCGGGCGGCCUUGGUCCCUCCCUGCCUCAGUUUCCCGUGGCGUCAAAGCGGGCGAGCGCCCCUCCGGGCCUCUGGUGACGGGGGUGCAGUGCCCGGGCGGGGGUCCGGGGGCGACCGAGGGGGCUCAGGAAGUCCGCGGCCGCAGGAAUUCGGCGCCUCCAGGCCUUAUAAGGACAUUUGCGCUCCGGGCCAAUCAGCGGCGGGGGCGUGGCGCACGGAGCCCAGCGCGUCCCAACCCCGCGCCCGCCCGGCGGUCCCGUCCCGUCCCGUCCGGCCCCGUCCCGCCGCCCGCCAGCCAGCCAUGAGCUCCACGCAGUUCAACAAGGGCCCCUCGUACGGGCUGUCGGCCGAGGUCAAGAACCGGCUCCUGUCCAAAUAUGACCCCCAGAAGGAGGCAGAGCUCCGCACCUGGAUCGAGGGACUCACUGGCCUCUCCAUCGGCCCCGACUUCCAGAAAGGCCUGAAGGACGGAACUAUCUUAUGCACACUCAUGAACAAGCUACAGCCGGGCUCCGUCCCCAAGAUCAACCGCUCCAUGCAGAACUGGCACCAGCUAGAAAACCUGUCCAACUUCAUCAAGGCCAUGGUCAGCUACGGCAUGAACCCCGUGGACCUGUUCGAGGCCAACGACCUGUUUGAGAGUGGGAACAUGACACAGGUGCAGGUGUCUCUUCUCGCCCUGGCGGGGAAGGCCAAGACUAAGGGGCUGCAGAGCGGGGUGGACAUCGGCGUCAAGUACUCGGAGAAGCAGGAGCGGAAUUUCGAUGAUGCCACCAUGAAGGCCGGCCAGUGUGUCAUCGGGCUGCAGAUGGGCACCAACAAAUGCGCCAGCCAGUCGGGCAUGACCGCGUACGGCACGAGGAGGCAUCUCUAUGACCCCAAGAACCAUAUCCUGCCCCCCAUGGACCACUCGACCAUCAGCCUCCAGAUGGGCACAAACAAGUGUGCGAGCCAGGUGGGGCUCGUCCGGGUGCCCCAGACUCCUCUCCCUGUCCCUCCAUAAUCUGUGGUCUCGGCCCCUCCCCGAGGUCACCUCUGGCUUCCCUCCAGGCUCUUGGUCUCAGCCCCUUCCCUGGACCACCUCCGGCUUCCCUCCCCGCUCUCCGUCUCAGUCCCUUCCCUAGACCACCUCCCACUUCCCUCCCUGCUCUGUGUCUCCGCCUUGGAUUUCAACCUCUGUCGUUUCCACCUGGCUGUGGGUGCCUGGGGAAGUUACUACCUCACCCUGUCUCAUUUUCCCUUAAGGACUGCCCAAAGGUC